GGGGAGGGCGCCGCCCGCCAUGGAGGUGGAGGAGGCGUUCCAGGCGGCGGGGGAGAUGGGGCUCUACCAGAUGUACUUGUGCUUCCUGCUGGCCGUCCUGCUGCAGCUCUACGUGGCCACGGAGGCCAUCCUCAUCGCACUGGUGGGGGCCACGCCAUCCUACCACUGGGACCUGGCAGAGCUCCUGCCCAAUCAGAGCCACAGCAGCCAGCGGGCCGGUGAAGACCACGCCCUCGGGGACUGGCUCCUGAGGGCCAACGGCAGCGAGAUCCAUAAGCACGUGCACUUCAGCAGCAGCUUCACCUCCAUCGCCUCCGAGUGGUUUUUAAUUGCCAGCAGAUCUUACAAAGUCAGCGCAGCAAGCUCUUUUUUCUUCAGCGGCGUGUUUGUGGGAGUGAUCUCGUUUGGUCAGCUUUCGGAUCGCUUCGGGAGGAAAAAGGUCUACCUCACAGGUUUUGCUCUUGACAUCGUAUUUGCUAUUGCAAAUGGGUUUUCCCCCUCGUAUGAGUUCUUUGCAAUAACUCGCUUCCUGGUGGGCAUGAUGAACGGAGGGAUGUCGCUGGUGGCCUUUGUCCUGCUAAACGAGUGUGUGGGCACCGCCUACUGGGCACUUGCAGGGUCAAUCGGCGGCCUCUUCUUCGCAGUUGGCAUCGCCCAGUGUGCCCUGUUGGGGUACUUCAUCCGCUCCUGGAGGACCCUAGCCGUGCUGGUUAACCUGCAGGGAACAGUGGUCUUUCUCUUAUCUUUGUUCAUUCCCGAGUCACCUCGCUGGCUGUACUCCCAGGGCCGCCUGGGCGAGGCGGAAGCGGCCCUCUACCUCAUCGCCCGGAGGAACCGCAGGCUCAAGUGCACCUUCUCGCUGGCCCGAGGGGCCGACCGGAGCAGCAGGGGCGCCGGCAGCGUCCUGGACCUCUUCCGGUCCCGGGUCCUCCUGGGGCACACUCUGACCCUGAUGUUCAUCUGGUUUGUGUGCAGCUUGGUGUAUUAUGGCCUAACUCUGAGUGCAGGUGACCUAGGUGGAAACAUCUAUGCCAACCUGGCCCUGUCUGGCCUCGUCGAGAUUCCAUCUUACCCUCUCUGCAUCUACUUGAUUAACCACAGAUGGUUUGGUCGGAAGCGGACGUUAGCGGCGUUUCUGUGCCUGGGAGGACUGGCUUGUCUCAUUGUCAUGUUUCUUCCCGAAAAGAAAGAUACAGGUGUGUUUGCAGUGGUGAACAGCCGUUCCUUGUCUCUGCUGGGGAAGCUGGCCAUCAGUGCUGCCUUUAACAUUGUGUAUAUCUACACCUCUGAGCUGUACCCUACGGUCAUCAGGAAUGUUGGGCUUGGAACGUGUUCCAUGUUCUCCCGAGUUGGUGGGAUUAUUGCUCCCUUCAUCCCCUCACUGAAAUAUGUGCAGUGGUCUUUACCUUUCAUUGUGUUCGGAGCCACGGGCCUGGCCUCGGGCCUUCUGAGUUUAUUACUGCCAGAAACCCUUAACACCCCUUUGCUAGAGACGGUUUCUGACCUCCAGGUGUAUUCAUACCGGAGGCUGGGGGAGGAAGCUCUGUCCUUACAGACCUUGGACAUUCCACAGUCGGUGGACAAGGAGAGUGCUUUAGGGAGUGGGAGCGAAGAGGAAGAAUUUUAUGAUGCGGAUGAAGAGACUCAGAUGAUCAAGUGAGGAGCCCCAGCUUCCUCCUCUGAAGCAGAAGGUGACCUUCGGUGCCUCUGGCUAAGGCCGGCUCUGCCAGGGGAUCACAGAGCUGCGGGAAGAAGGGCUUGACCAUCGGAGAAGGAGCUCAGCUUCUGGGCGGACUUGUCAGGCACAGAGCUGGAGAAGAGGUUUCAUGAGCGAGGCCAUCGCUGCAUUAAGGAAAUCCAUGUUACUUUGUCCAGAAAUCCGAUUUAGUGCAGCAUCACGACCUCUGGCGAGACAGCGCGAAUCCACAUGCCGGAGUAACAAGCAGAUUUCUUUCUCGAAGUUUCAUCUGGUUGCUUUUCCUUCAUCAGGACCUAAAGGUAGAUAUGUAAACAUUUUUUCUCACCAUUUUGGUGGGAUAAGAUAAAUUUCCUCAAGAUCGAAUGGUUAGGUCCUUCAGACUCACCCUUCUAUCAUAUUUGGCCUCUCCCCUUGUCCGCGUCCCCCCACCAGGCGCCACGCGGUGUGCCGGGCUGAGCGAGGAAAAGCGCUGCAUUUGUGUGGCCUCAGCCCUCCCGCUCCACCCGGAUGCGAUCCCGUGCGCAGCCUCCUGUUGGCCUGAGCUCCGCGUGCCUUUGGUCCCACAGACCUCUCCCGGGAAGCCAGCUGUCCCAGAGCCACUUUCCCAGCCAGAGGUGUGCCUGCGACUCGUCAGCCCCCUUCGGCACUCACAUUGUGAAAUGUGUUCCGUUCCCACUUGCGUGCAUCUCUAGGAAAAUUCCAUCCCAGAUGCUGGUACCAGAAGUAACUUUAAAGUCACACCCAGUGAAUGAUGAGGUUUCACAAAGGUGGAGGGCAGCUGAAAAGUGACAUGUUGAGCACUUGGAUGUUGGACUUGUGGGAGAGAAGGUGUCAUUUUUAGUAAGAAAGAAAAAAUGAUCUUCCAUAAUUUUUAAAUUUACCUUGUCUAGAGUUGUGCAAUGAGGGACUUGGGCAACAUUUAAAACAUGAACCCUUCUAGUCCGAGGUCCGUCCCUACCUGUUCAGUCAAAUGGAAGGCAUAGUGAUUUCAUAGGCAAUGUUGGUUUUUCCUUAAGUACUACCAACUUUCAAGUAAAUCAAAAUCAUACUGAGUUUCCUACAAUCGUGUGCUGGAAAGAUCUGUUUCCCGUGAAACUGGAAUGUUACCUCAAACCGGAACAUUAACCUGGAGUCAGGCUUGGACAGCAUUGCUGUGUGUCCUUUUCCAACCAGGAAAGUGUGCUUUCAGAAUUUCCAUUUCUCCCAGUCUCCUAGAGAAAAAGAAACCGCAUGAGAGGUGAAGAGGCAGUGUCAUCGUGGCUACCUGGAGGCAAAGCCCCCACUGCUCUGCUACUCUCCUGUCUUCUUCCACGUUGACCUCUUAGUUUGCACUGUAUCAGUCUGUGCAUUUGUAUCUGCUAAAGCAUUUUUAUGUUCUUUAUGCCCUUGAUGAUGUAUUGUGCUCUUCGUAAGUACGGGCCGUCUCCACUACUUGUCAUAGCUCCCUGCUCUGCCCAGAACACAGGGCGAGUCGGAAUCACUGCUUCUAGCCACCAGGGAGCUGUGGAACUCCUCCCAGUGUCUCUUGUAAAGCCCAGCAGAUCUGACACAAACCCCAAACUCGGAUCCUGCCUGUGUUUCUCUGGAAAUGAAGACCGUGUCCACCACCAGGAAAGGAGGAAGAACUUACAAGGAUGCGUAGAAGCUCUCCGAUGGUUGGGGCAUUAAAAAUAAGACAAUAAACUAAAAUGUGAUUUGGGGUUGUUUGGAGCUCCCUUUUUUGCAUUGUAAGAGUAAUACAUCCCAUUGUAGAAAAUUUGGAAACUAGAAUUUAAAAUAUUUAUCGUGCAUAAACCCAACACCCAGAGACAACCAGGGCUGUGGCUUUCUUCCACUCGAAGACCAAGUAGGAAUCUACU
Molecule: messenger RNA, 3558 nt
Organism: Molossus molossus (Pallas's mastiff bat)
Lineage: Eukaryota; Metazoa; Chordata; Mammalia; Chiroptera; Molossidae
Gene: SLC22A15
Product: solute carrier family 22 member 15
Exons: 12
Coding region: 20-1660 (546 amino acids)
Biological process (GO): transmembrane transport
Cellular component (GO): membrane
Molecular function (GO): transmembrane transporter activity
Source: RefSeq, a predicted model, not a curated record